Vicia villosa (hairy vetch) is the source of this 629-nucleotide messenger RNA. Its product is annotated as photosystem II 10 kDa polypeptide, chloroplastic-like. The transcript is spliced from 5 exons. Gene Ontology annotation, biological process: photosynthesis. Gene Ontology annotation, cellular component: photosystem II; photosystem II oxygen evolving complex; thylakoid membrane. The record is from RefSeq and is a predicted model, not a curated record. Lineage: Eukaryota; Viridiplantae; Streptophyta; Magnoliopsida; Fabales; Fabaceae. Bases 42 to 452 code for a protein of 136 amino acids.
AACUUUUUUGUUUCCCAUUCCAAAUAAUCAAAAAAAUCACAAUGGCUUCUUCAGUUAUGGCUUCUGUGAGUCUCAAACCAACUCCUUUCACUGUUCAGAAAUCUCCAGUGAAAGGACUUCCUUCAAUUUCAAGGCCAUUCAGAGUUGUUGCUAGUGGUAUCAAGAAGAUUAAGACUGACACACCUUAUGGAACUGGUGGUGGCAUGGAUUUGCCUAAUGGACUUGAUGCUUCUGGCAGGAAACAAAAGGGAAAGGGUGUUUACCAGUUUGUAGACAAAUAUGGUGCUAAUGUUGAUGGAUACAGUCCUAUCUACGAGCCCAAGGAAUGGUCAGCCAAUGGUGAUACCUACGCCGGAGGUACGACUGGGCUGGCAAUCUGGGCAGUAACUCUAGCCGGUCUUCUAGCUGGAGGUGCACUCCUUGUCUACAACACAAGUGCUUUGUCACAAUAGAUUCUGUUAAGUUGAUAUUUAAGUUGUAACAAUAUUUCAUGUAGCUGAAGGAUAUACUCAUCAAAUUAUUGUGGACAUAGUUCCUUCUGUUCUGUUCUAUAAAUGUUGUGUGGAUUUCAAGAAAAAUAAUCUCUGUUUAUAUGACCAUGCAUCAAUAUAUUUGUUAAAUCUUAUGAA